Thermochaetoides thermophila DSM 1495 is the source of this 810-nucleotide messenger RNA. RefSeq lists its product as uncharacterized. The record is from RefSeq and is a predicted model, not a curated record. The transcript has 2 exons. The coding region runs from base 1 to 810 and encodes 269 amino acids. Gene Ontology annotation, biological process: protein import into mitochondrial matrix. Gene Ontology annotation, cellular component: PAM complex, Tim23 associated import motor. Lineage: Eukaryota; Fungi; Ascomycota; Sordariomycetes; Sordariales; Chaetomiaceae.
AUGCUCCCUCCUUCGACCGCGUCGACGAUGCUUCGCGCGAGCGCCGGCCGCUCGGCUGGUCUGCAGCCAGCCCUUUUGCGCAGUGCUACCUGCCCCUACUCGGCUGGGCUGACCACGAUGUCUCCUUUCCUCAGCACAAGCCCCCCCCCAUCCAAACCGCUCCAGCUCCGGCUUCUCUCAACCCGCCCUACCGUCAUCACCUAUGCCGCCGCGAAGUCACUCACCAUUAACAUCUCCCGUCGCCACUCCUCAACUCGCAGUCAACCCCCGCGCGCGGCGACUCCAGAUGCCGAAAUAGAUGCCAAGGCUGCUGAGGAAGCCGCCAAAGCCGCGAAGGCGGCGCACCCGGAGCAAGUGGUGCUGGACUGGAACACAUUCUUCCAGUUGCGUAAGGCGCGCCGUAGGUGGCAGUCUGCCUUUAGCAUUCUCAGCUCUGUGGCUGGCGGAUUUGGCGGCGCGGCGUUCCUUAGCACGGGCAUGGCCGACAGCGUUGUGUCGCAGAUCCCCUUGGAUCCCCUUAUCACUCUUGGCCUGUUGACGCUGAGCUGCGCGGCGUUGGGCUGGCUAGUGGGACCUAGCCUGGGCACGGCUGUUUUCAAUACGCUCAAGAGCAAGUACAAGGGGCCGAUGGCCAUCAAGGAGAGCGAGUUUUUUGCCAGGAUUAAGAAGCAUCGUGUUGAUCCGAGCGCGAGCUCAGUGAGAAAUCCGGUACCCGAUUUCUAUGGCGAAAAGAUCUCCAGCGUGGCCGGCUACCGGCAGUGGCUGAGGGACCAGAGAGCCUUUAACAAGAAGAAGGAGGGGGCAAUCUAG